CUUCAGGGCUCCUGCCGGGCCGCGGCCCUCCGCCCCCCUCCCGGUGCAUCGCGGCGGUCUGAGACCCUGAGACUUUCCCUUUGCCAGGGAAGCCUUCCUGACCAGGAGCUCCUCUUCCCAGGAAGCACAGUGAUUGCAGCUGCUACCCCAGACCCUGUUUGACCAUCCCAUCCCAGAUCCCUGCUGCUUCCCACUCAGAUCCAUUGCUCGGGGGUGAGGAUUCUGCUGCUGUUGUCAUUCCCCCUUCCCGUGUGCCUGGAAAUGUCUAGGAAGCAAAACACCAGAGAUCCAUCUGGCUUUGUUUUUGAUGUUCAGUCCAACACGGUGCUGGCCCAGGGAGGAACCUUCGAAAACAUGAAGGAGAAGAUCAGCGCUGUGAGAGCCAUUGUCCCCAACAGGAGCAACAAUGAGAUUGUGCUCGUGCUGCAGCACUUCGACAACUGCGUGGACAAGACGGUGCAAGCCUUCAUGGAAGGCAACGCCAGUGAAGUACUGAAGGAAUGGACUGUAACAGGCAAGAAAAAGAACAAGAAGAAGAAACCCAAACCCAAGCCGCAGGCAGAGCCCAGCAGCCUCCCUGAGCCGGGGAAACCAGCAUCCAAUGGGGAGGAGGCACCGGGAAGCUCCGGGAAGGGCGGGAUGAACGGAUUCCAUGUCAACGGCUGUGCCCAUGACACCGAGUCUGUGGAUUCCCUCAGCGAGGGUCUGGAUGCGCUCUCCAUUGAUGCCAGGGAGCUGGAGGAGUGCGAGUGCCCGUCAGGGCCCCCCCGAGCAGCAGUGCCUGACCUAGCGAAUGGAAUAGCAGACUUUGACACACAAUCGCUCACCCUGCAUCCUUCCCAGAGCCCUGCAUCCCUCAGGCAGCGGCCUGAGCACCGGAGCACGGGCAGGUCUCUGUCCAGGUCAGCGCUGAGCCACUCCACCUCUGCCUCCCUGUCUGCAACCCGCCUCGAGGACGUGCCCCUGUCUCCUGCCAACAGGAAGCUGGGCUCCAACAUUGAGAAGUCAGUGAAAGAUCUCCAGCGCUGCACCGUGUCGCUGGCACGGUACCGGGUGGUGGUGAAGGAGGAGAUGGAUGCUUCCAUCAAGAAGAUGAAGCAGGUCUUUGCUGAGCUGCAGAGCAGCCUCAUGGAUCGGGAGGUGGCGUUGCUGGCUGAGAUGGACAAAGUGAAAGCAGAAGCAAUGGAGAUCCUGGGCAGCCGGCAGAGGAAGGCAGAGGCGCUGAAGAAGAUGACGGACGUGGCUGUGAGGAUGUCUGAGGAGCAGCUGGUGGAGCUUCGGGCUGACAUCAAACACUUUGUGAGUGAGCGCAAGUACGAUGAGGACCUGGGCCGGGUGGCACGGUUCUCUUGUGACCUGGAAGCGCUCAAGAGGAGCAUCGCUGCCUUUGGCCAAGUUUCCCACCCCAAGAACAGUUACUCCACGCGGUCCCGGUGCAGCUCGCUCACAGCCGCAGCUCUCAGCAGCCCCAGAGACACCGCGGCCCCCCCCGGCCCCACCACCCCCACCAGCCUGAGCACCGGCACCAAGAAGCCCGUGGCCGCAGCAGAGGGACCCACAGGGGACACCGGAAGCCUCGCCCCGCAGCCGGCGCGAGAGCGCACCAGGAGGCCGGGAGCAGGAUCCCGACUGCAGCCGCCCCCCACGGCCCAGGCCCGGCCGCCAGCGGUGCUGCCCCAGCGCCGUCCCCGUGCACGGCAGGAGGGGGCCCGCGCCUGAACUGCGGCUCCAGCACCGGGUCCUGGGCUCCUUUUGUGCCAUUCUGGCCUCUUUUGCCUCUUUCCCCCUGACAUUUGCUUAUG
This is a messenger RNA of Melopsittacus undulatus (budgerigar), 1802 nucleotides long. It is a transcript of the gene SPATS2, whose product is annotated as spermatogenesis associated serine rich 2. Bases 262 to 1719 code for a protein of 485 amino acids. Gene Ontology annotation, cellular component: cytoplasm. Gene Ontology annotation, molecular function: protein binding. The record is from RefSeq and is a predicted model, not a curated record. The transcript has 13 exons. Lineage: Eukaryota; Metazoa; Chordata; Aves; Psittaciformes; Psittaculidae.